CAGACGCAGCCGGACCCGGUCAGACGCUGCAGGAAAUCGGAGGCAGACGCAGACAGAUGCCCGGGACCGUGAUGCUGCUGUCGGUGUGUUUGAGUUUGGGUCUGCUGUGGGCGGCAGGAGCUUCCAGGAGCGGAGCACUGAUCCUCCGGGACGCACUGGAGAGGAGUCCGCUUAGUCUGAACGACAUGUUCCGGGAGGUGGAGGAGUUAAUGGAGGAUACCCAGCACAUUCUGGAGGAGGCUGUGGACCAGAUAACUACUGAGAGCGCUAAAUCUGCUUCACUGGAGCUUCGUCUUAACUUCCAAAAUGAAUCCAAGAAGACGGAAGAGGGUGGAGACGGUGUUCAGGUCCUGGAUCGAACCAUAAAGGAAACUGAUAAUACAACAGGAGAGACUCACCUCUCACAUAUUCACAUGGAGAUCUCAGGCCAGUGGAACAGCGUGGAUCAUGAGUGCAUGGUGGAUGAGGACUGUGGUGACCUCAGAUACUGCCUGUAUGAGAUCCAGAACUCCAAGUGCCUCCCCUGCAUACCGACAGAUAUGCCCUGCACUAAGGAUGAGGAGUGCUGCUCAGAUCAGAUGUGUGUUUGGGGUCAAUGUACCGUCAAUGCCACCAGAGGAACCGAAGGAACCAUCUGUCAGGGUCAGAGCGACUGCAGACCCGACCUCUGCUGUGCCUUCCAGAGAGAGCUGUUGUUCCCGGUGUGUAACCCCAAACCACAGAAGGGGGAGUCCUGUUUGAACCACCCCAACCUGCUGAUGGACAUGCUGGCCUGGGACCAGGAGGGGCCCCGAGACCACUGCCCCUGUGCAGACCACCUCCAGUGUCAACCCCAUGGGCGUGGAUCAGUUUGUGGAGAGUAAUCCAGGGACAUAAGGAACUUAUACCACCACCGUAAACCCGUCCAUCCACCAGAGACCAGCUCCUCUGCACAUCAGCAGUUAUUUGAACACCUCGGUGCUGCAGGACAUGACUUGCACUGUAUUAUUUAUGCCUUAAUAUGUAUGUGUAUUAUAUAUCAGAAACCAAAUAAAAGACUUGUUUUUAGUUUUGACUGAGAACGAAACAAAACACGACUUUGGUAUUAAUGAUAUUUGGUAUUAAUUCAUUAAAAGCAAAACUGUACCAGAACAAAAGUAGUUUUAAACACGGGUCACUUAUAAACAAUAAUGAAGUCCUCAGUGCUGGUUUGUGAUAGUUUUCACAAUGAGUUAAAAUACAUUUAAGUCACAAAUUAGAGAAUGGGUUCAAAAGAAACCAUUUCUACAUCAAAAUACUGUCUGCAAUUUAGAGAACA
Sphaeramia orbicularis (orbiculate cardinalfish) is the source of this 1297-nucleotide messenger RNA. RefSeq names its product dickkopf WNT signaling pathway inhibitor 3b (gene dkk3b). Gene Ontology annotation, molecular function: co-receptor binding; receptor antagonist activity. The transcript has 7 exons. Gene Ontology annotation, cellular component: extracellular region. Bases 57 to 863 code for a protein of 268 amino acids. Gene Ontology annotation, biological process: multicellular organism development; negative regulation of canonical Wnt signaling pathway. NCBI's taxonomy places the organism in Eukaryota, Metazoa, Chordata, Actinopteri, Kurtiformes, Apogonidae. The record is from RefSeq and is a predicted model, not a curated record.